AUGCUCGGGAGGAAAGCGGCAGAAAAAGGAGCGCAACAACGACAACGACUACCAAGCGACGGAUCGAACGACCGACCGACCGACCGAUCGACCGAUCCGAGUGGAAUCGAUGCCGAAGACUGGGUUAAAAGAGAAUGGUGUAGGCGGUUGGGUGCUGAUCUGUACAGGAAUACCACGUUGAUCAGUGCCGACGAUAGGUUGCAUAGAUAG
Acanthocheilonema viteae is the source of this 210-nucleotide messenger RNA. The record is from the annotation of a GenBank genome assembly. Lineage: Eukaryota; Metazoa; Nematoda; Chromadorea; Rhabditida; Onchocercidae.